Messenger RNA from Penicillium nucicola, 1989 nucleotides. RefSeq names its product putative Ste20-like serine/threonine protein kinase. The coding region runs from base 1 to 1989 and encodes 662 amino acids. NCBI's taxonomy places the organism in Eukaryota, Fungi, Ascomycota, Eurotiomycetes, Eurotiales, Aspergillaceae. Gene Ontology annotation, biological process: protein phosphorylation. The transcript is spliced from 4 exons. Gene Ontology annotation, molecular function: protein kinase activity; ATP binding. The record is from RefSeq and is a predicted model, not a curated record.
AUGCCGGGUCCCAUUGAUCCAGAGACGAUUUACACCAAGCAGACAUGCAUCGGUGGCGGUAGCUUCGGAAAAGUCUACAAAGGUGUUGACCGGCGAACCGGAGAAUCUGUUGCUAUCAAGAUCAUCGAUGUCGAAAAUGCCGAGGAUGAAGUUGAUGAUAUCAUCAAGGAAAUCGCUAUCCUAUCGGAACUCAAGUCACCAUAUGUCACGAAAUACCACGGCUCGUACCUGAAGGGUUCCAACUUGUGGAUCAUCAUGGAGUUCUGCUCUGGUGGCAGCUGCUAUGGCCUUCUGCGGCCCGGUGUCAUUCAUGAGGAGUAUAUCGCCAUUAUCUUGCGAGAACUUCUCCGUGGGCUGGACUAUCUCCAUACCGACCAAAAGCUGCACCGAGAUAUCAAAGCCGCGAACGUUCUUCUGAGCGCAAGUGGCCAGGUCAAGCUGGCAGACUUCGGAGUUUCAGGCCAGCUUUCUGCCACUAUGACCAAGAAGAACACCUUUGUAGGUACGCCUUUCUGGAUGGCCCCCGAAGUCAUCAAGCAGUCUGGGUAUGACUACAAAGCCGAUAUCUGGUCAUUGGGUAUCACUGCAAUCGAGCUUGCCUGUGGCGACCCUCCAUAUGCCGAUAUUCACCCUAUGAAAGUGCUGUUCUUGAUUCCCAAGAACCCACCUCCCACUUUGAAUGGCAACUUCAGCAAGCCAUUCAAGCAAUUUGUUGAGCUGUGCCUACGACGGGAUCCAAAAGAGAGACCCUCGGCGAAGGAGCUUCUUGAGCAUCCGUUUGUAAAGCGUGCCAAGAGAACCACGUACUUGACAGAGUUGAUUGAGCGCGCUGAGCGUUGGCAGGCCACUCGCCGUGGCCAGGGAGACGACGAUGACGAGUAUGAGUAUGAUGAGAGAGAACCAGACCACACUAUGCAGGCUAGGUCUCAAGAUGAUGAAGAUCUUUGGGACUUUGGAACUGUUCGUCCGGUAGGCAAAGCGAAUGCUGUUCCUCUGCGGCCAAUGAAAGACUCCGACCCGAACUUCCGGGCCAAAGAGACAGAGGACUGGGACCUGUGUGAUGAAUCGCCCAAUCAUGCGCCAUCACCUCUUCAACCACGUCAACAAACCUCUCUAAAUCCUCUUAACAUCUCCCCUACCAAGACUCCUCUUCCUCCAUCUGCGCCAUCCUCUCCUCUGAAGCAAUCUCCGACAUAUUCUCCGUUAUCUCCUGUCAAGCCCAAGUCUCCGCUACCUCCAAAGCACAAAGACAGCUCUCCAUUGAACGAGCAAUACGCACAAGCCGUAUUAAACUACGCAGGCAGUCGUGACACGACUGCAUCUUCCAAGUCUACAAUCCAAACUCAAGGCACUCCGACAAAACAAUUGUCUAAGAUUUCUCUGCAAGAAUCUCGGACUCCAUCCGCUCAACUCCCGCGCAAGCCAGCGCCUCUUUCACGUCCUGCCAACGAUUCUUUUGCUCCUCAACCUCAAUCUCCACGUACUCGUCAGUCCUCCGGUCUCCAGAGACAAGCGGAGCAACCACAAAACGUGAAGCAACCUUCAGCCCUCAAAUCAAAACGAGCACCAACCAACAUGAACGAGCGACCAAUUCCUUCCACUCCUCCCACCCCAAAUGACCGGCAGUCGACUCGUCCUCUCCCUGAGACCGAGGUCGAUACCGCGUGCGGAGCAGUAGUUCUUCCAGCUCUCCGCGCCGCUAUGGACCGCCGUCGUCGUCACCUCGUCGCACUUGAGCCAGGUCGCGAAGUGCCCGCCACACCAGCCGAGGAGAAAAACUUCGAACGAAGCGUCCGUAUCCACCGAGGCAUGGAAUCAGUUGCUGAGGAUAUUGCGCGUGCUAUCACCAACCUCCACCGCUGGGACAUGGAGGACCCUAUCGACAUGGGUGGUGGCGUCAAUGCUGUUCUUGAUGCAUUCCUUGAAGAGGUCCUGGUUCGCCUGCAGCCCACAGUAUCUUCGUCCCCUUCGCCGGGAUCCUCUUCCUAG